Aureobasidium vineae is the source of this 711-nucleotide messenger RNA. The record is from the annotation of a GenBank genome assembly. Lineage: Eukaryota; Fungi; Ascomycota; Dothideomycetes; Dothideales; Saccotheciaceae.
AUGUCUUGGAAGGUCUCGAAAGCGACACUUGCUGAUGUUCCCGCCAUAACAUCAAUCUACUCCCACGACGAGCCCACGCCAUUCAUAGAACUCUGCCUGGGGUCUUUGAACGUGCUGGCUUUAAAUUUCAACCAAGCGACACGUAUCGCUGAGAGCUUGCAAGACGAAGAACAAGCCUGGUUCGUUGCUCGAGAUGAGCGCAACAGAAUAGUCAGCUUUGCUGAGUGGCAUCUGCCCAACGAUGAGACAGACAGCGAAGAGCAGAUGGCACAGGAGCUUGCCGAAGCGCAGGAAGCCUACGAGGACUCAAUUGCACCUGGCAUGAACUCGAGCCUCGUGGUAGAAUUCAGACACCGAGUUACAAAACUCCGCAAUGACGUGCUGCGUGGACGGAGGCAUUACUUGCUCAUGAAUAUUGGAACGAUGAAUCAAAGCCGGCANAGGGGAGCGGCCACUGCGCUCGUAAAGAGCAUAUUCGAGGCCGCGGAUCGAGAAAAGGUUAGCUGUAUCUAUCUGGAUACGGUGGCCGAUGGGCCCGCCAGGAGGCUGUUUGACAAGCUGGGGUUUGAAGAAGUUGGCAGGUUCGAUAUUGAUCUCAGCAAACAUGGCGGCCAAGGCGUGCAUAGUCAGGUUGGCAUGAUUAGNAUGGGCUUGGGCGGCCGUGUAAGUCGUGUAGAGGAUUUGGAAAGGCAUGAAGGAGCGGUCGUGUGA